Rana temporaria (common frog) is the source of this 8967-nucleotide messenger RNA. RefSeq names its product ELKS/RAB6-interacting/CAST family member 1 (gene ERC1). The coding region runs from base 271 to 3681 and encodes 1136 amino acids. The transcript has 21 exons. Gene Ontology annotation, biological process: maintenance of presynaptic active zone structure; neuromuscular synaptic transmission; regulation of synaptic plasticity. Gene Ontology annotation, cellular component: cytoskeleton of presynaptic active zone. Gene Ontology annotation, molecular function: structural constituent of presynaptic active zone. NCBI's taxonomy places the organism in Eukaryota, Metazoa, Chordata, Amphibia, Anura, Ranidae. The record is from RefSeq and is a predicted model, not a curated record.
GUGUACGGUGUCCCAGCUGGGACAUUCUGCUCGGCUGGGGAAAGCGCACGUCACAGCCCGAUCCGCUCUCCGCCCUGGACCGGAGUGAGGGGAGCAGGGACAGCGGAGCAGGUCACAAAGUUUGUGCGUCUUUCAAAAAUGGGGGAUCCAUCUAAGUCCAUGAAUUGCUGUUAAUCUUGCACUGCCAAAAAAACCCUCUAAAAUUGAAAAGGUGACCAUUGCUCCCCCCCAAAUUUCAGAAGUUUACUGUUCCUGUCACAUCUCGGAAACAUGUAUGGAAGUUCUCGCUCCGUUGGAAAGCUGGAGUCAAGCAGCCAAAGCCCUGGACGCUCCCCGCGGCUCCCCCGUUCGCCACGUCUUGGCCAUCGCCGUACUAACAGUAGUGGUGGCAGCUCUGGUGGAGUCCCUGGUGGAGGCAGCAGUAAAACCUUGUCCAUGGAAAAUAUCCAGUCUCUGAAUGCGGCAUAUGCCACUGGUACUCCCAUGUAUCUCAGUGAUCAUGAAAACUUGGGAGUAGAAACCCCGAAGAGCACCAUGACCCUGGGCCGGUCUGGGGGGAGGCUGCCGUAUGGGGUGAGGAUGACCGCCAUGGGAAGCAGCCCAAACAUUGCCACCAGCGGAGUAUCCAGUGACGCCAUUGCGUUUGGGGAUCACCAGAUUCCACCAGUCAGCAUGGCAUCAACUGUUCCCCAUUCUCUGCGCCAGGCCAGGGACAACACCAUUAUGGACCUUCAGACUCAACUAAAAGAGGUCCUAAGGGAAAACGAUCUUCUCCGAAAGGAUGUGGAGGUGAAAGAAAGCAAGCUGAGCUCAUCCAUGAACAGCAUCAAGACUUUUUGGAGUCCAGAGUUAAAAAAAGAGCGGGCGUUGCGCAAGGAUGAGGUGUCCAAGAUCUCAGUGUGGAAGGAACAGUAUCGGGUGGUCCAGGAAGAUAAUCAGCACCUACAAAUGACCAUUCAGGCAAUGCAAGAUGAGCUACGCAUCCAGCGAGACCUCAACCAGCUCUUCCAGCAGGACAGUGGCGGGAGAUCCAAGGAACUGUUUAAUGGCGAUCUAACUGAGGAGAACUUCCGCAUCCUCCAGGUGGAACACGACCGCCAGGCCAAGGAGCUUUUCCUGCUGCGAAAAACACUGGAGGAGAUGGAGCUGAGGAUUGAGACUCAGAAACAGACGCUUAAUGCCAGAGAUGAGUCCAUCAAGAAAUUGCUUGAGAUGCUGCAGAGCAAAGGGAUCUCCUCAAAGGUGAUGGAUGAGGACCACGAAAGGACCAGGAGGCUGGCUGAGGCGGAGAUGCAUGUCCACCACCUAGAGAGCCUGCUUGAUCAGAAGGAUAAGGAGACCAACAUGCUGAGAGAGGAAAUCCACCGGCGCUUCGAAAACGCCCCAGAUUCCGCCAAGACGAAAGCACUGCAGACCGUUAUCGAAAUGAAGGACUCUAAGAUCACAUCGAUGGAGCGAGGUCUGAGGGAUAUGGAGGAUGAGAUCCAAAUGCUAAAGUGCAAUGGAGCCUUGACUACUGAAGAGCGUGAGGAGGAGAUAAAACAAAUGGAGGUCUAUCGCAGUCACUCAAAGUUCAUGAAGAACAAGGUAGAGCAGCUGAAAGAGGAGCUGAACGCCAAGGAGAGCCAGGCAGAGGAGCUGAAGAAGAAAGUUUCAGCUCUGCAGACGGAGCUGUCUGGUAUUGGGCAAGUCAAGCAGGAGCUUUCUCGUAAGGACACAGAGCUGCUGGCAGUACAGACCAAAUUGGAGACCCUCAACAACCAGUUUUCUGACAGCAAACAGCAUGUAGAGGUCCUGAAGGAAUCACUUACUGCAAAGGAGCAGCGGGCAGCUAUUUUGCAGACUGAGGUGGAUGCACUUCGAUUGCGCCUGGAGGAGAAGGAGGCCAUGCUGAAUAGAAAGACAAAACAGAUCCAAGAAAUGUCUGAAGAGAAAGGCACCUUAUCCGGUGAGAUCCAUGACCUCAAGGACAUGCUGGACGUCAAGGAGAGGAAAGUCAACGUGCUGCAGAAGAAGAUCGAAAACUUACAAGAGCAGUUAAGGGACAAAGAGAAGCAGUUGGGCAGCCUGAAGGAUAGAGUGAAAUCUCUACAGGCAGAUACCUCCAACACAGACACUGCACUAACUACAUUGGAGGAGGCGCUGGCGGAGAAGGAGAGAAUUAUUGAGCGUCUGAAGGAACAGCGGGACCGCGACGAACGUGAAAAGCAGGAAGAGAUUGAGUCUUGCAAGAAGGAGCUGAAGGAGCUUAAAGAGAAAGUCAGCCAAUUACAGGGAGAUCUGUCUGAGAAAGAGUCCUCACUUCUUGACCUUAAGGAGCAUGCCUCUACCCUAGCCUCCUCUGGCCUUAAGAAGGAUUCUAGAUUAAAGACCCUGGAGAUCGCUCUGGAGCAGAGGAAGGAGGAAUGUUUGAAGCUGGAGAACCAAAUGAGAAAGCAUUCUGAUGGGUUACCACACUCCGGGAAAGCAGCACAGGAUGCAGCACAGGAGGCCAAAUCCAGUCCAGAGGUGAAUGAGCGGGUGCAACAGAUGGAAAAGGAGGUGGCCAGGUAUCGGGAGGAAGUUGGAAAGUCACAGACUGAAGUGGACCGGCUGCUGGAAAUCCUGAAGGAGAUGGAAAAUGAAAAGAACGAGAAGGACACCAAAAUCGCCGAGCUGGAGAGCAUGACAUCACGGCAAAUGAAAGAUCAGAAUAAAAAGGUGGCAACAUUGAAGCACAAGGAGCAAGUGGAAAAGAAGAAGAACGCACAGCUUUUGGAGGAGGCACGAAGGAGGGAGGACAAUCUCACGGACAGCUCACAGCAGCUCCAGGAUGUCAUGCACCAGAAAGAUGACCGCAUUGAAGAGUUGGAAGAAGCUCUGCGGGAGAGCGUACAGAUUACUGCAGAGCGGGAAAUGGUUCUGGCCCAAGAAGAGUCCUCAAGGAUCAACUGUCAGAAGCAGGUGGAGGAGCUGAUGAUGGCAAUGGAGAAGGUAAAGCAGGAACUGGAGUCAAUGAAAGCAAAAUUGUCCUCCACUCAGCAAUCACUGGCCGAGAAGGAGAUCCACCUAACCAGCCUGCGUGCCGAACGCCGCAAACACCUGGAGGAGGUGCUGGAGAUGAAGCAAGAAGCCCUCCUUGCAGCCAUCAGCGAAAAGGAUGCCAACAUUGCGUUAUUGGAGCUGUCAUCCUCCAGGAAGAAGAAGACACAGGAAGAAGUAGCGUCUUUGAAAAGGGAGAAGGACCGACUUGUUCAGCAACUCAAACAGCAGACACAGAACAGAAUGAAACUGAUGGCGGAUAACUAUGAAGUCGACCACCUAAAGUCUUCUGCCCAAUCCAAUCAAACCAACCACAAGCCCUCCCCAGAUCAGAUGAUCCAGCCCCUCCUAGACCUCGACCAAAACCGCAGCAAACUUAAACUAUACAUUGGGCACCUGACUGCUCUGUGCCAUGACAGAGACCCCCAGAUUCUGAAUGCACUUCACCCGCCCGAAUCCUACCACCUGGACGACAACCGGGCAACUUGGGAGCAGAAGCUGCAGACGCUUACUGCCGAACAGUUAAGCGAAGAGCUAGAGAAAUGCGAGCACGAGAGUGCGGAACUGCAAGAGUUUGCCAAUGCCAUCCUGCAACAGAUUGCAGAUCACUGCCCCGACAUCCUGGAACAAGUUGUCAAUGCCUUGGAAGAGUCGUCAUGACCUCACCCAUCCCGGGUAGCAAAGGACGUCCCGCACGGCCUGGUUACAUGGACACAGUGUUAGUCAAAGACUUUUUCGUUUCCUUCCCCUCCUCCAUCGCACAGGUGGGGGACCCGCACACACAGCCUUGCACUGCCUGUCGACUCACUGCGCACUUUUGCAGUGGCUGACCUGUCUCAUGGAGUUCUGGGGUGGCAGCAUUAAUCCCUCAGGACCAAAAAUGAUUUCUUCUAUUCUUUCAGCAUGGAUCUGACCUCUCCUAAGUCCUCGUGGGUUUACCCAUCUGUUCUACAACCAACCCUUCAGACACUUCAGAGACAUUCUACAGAGAUGCAAUAAUGGUCUGCCUUGGGGGGGCCUCGUGUUAUAGUGUUUGAAUGCAGCUGCAUCCGGGGGGGCCCAUCACACAGUCCCGGAAGGUGUCAGCGAAUUAAACUGUUACAAUGGGAUCACUUUUAAUCUAAAGAGAUUAUGUUUCUGUCCUACAAUUUACCAGCACUACGUUAUCAGAACAGCCGUCUUUCCUUUUCCGACCUCCUGCCAUUUUCUCAAAGUGUUUUCUUUACAGCUUAUGUGAAAAAGCACCUGAAUUUUUUCUAUUUAAUGGUUCUGCAAUUCCCUCUGCCAGUGAAUAUUUCCCAGUCCAACACUAGGUCAAUUUUUUUUUUAAGUUGACUCCACAGAUAUAACCAUAUCUUACCUUUCUUACACAAAAGCCAGAUAGAGUAAAAACUAAUAAUGCAAGUCUGUCUCCUCAAUAAAAGCAGCUUGUAACAUUAUGUGGAAGUAUCCCAGUUUUAAAGGGCAACUUAGUGCCAAUAUCCACUGCCUACCUUUAUUUUCGUUUUACGAAACUGAUUUUUGCUUCUGCACCGUGCUUUAAGCUACAAUUAAGUGAUGCCAAUUUUUUUACACUACAACUAGUUUUCAUGUGUCAUAGCCACGAUUCCUGACACAUUCAUGAACUGUAUGUGCUGCCUGAACAUCUCUCCAACAAGGCUAGUGCAUGAAAAUCAAACAGCCAAUCCUGCAGUUGGGAGAGGAUUCAUGCUAGAUUUUGUGUCACUUGUUUAAAGCGGAGGUCCAGCUGGGAAUUUUUUUUUUUUAAAGUCAGCAGCUACAAACACUGUAGCUGCUGACUUUUAAUAGGCACACUUACCUGUCCAGGGUGCCAGCGAUGUCGGCCGCCCAAGGCCAGUCCAUCCUCCAGAUCGUGCGGCGUCGCCAUCCUCACUAAGGGUAACAGGCAGUGAAGCCUUGCGACUUCACUGCACGUUUCUUACUGCGCAUACACGAGUCAUGCGGCACUUUGUGAAUGGGCGGCUGUCCUCUGGGACACACACAGUUCCCAGAAGACAGCGUGCCCCAUUUCCCAGGAGGCAACGCAAGGAGGAGAAGAGAGAACAUCACCGUGGAAUAGGAAGUGGCAGAUUAGGACGAUCUGUCUAGCCACAGCCAUUUCUGGAAAGUCUUGAAAAAAAAAAAAUGUUGGAGCCUAUUUUUAUUUUUAGGGUGGACCUCCGCUUUAAGCAGUUGUAGAUGGUGCUAAACUUCAACUGUAGAGGGAGCUAAUAGUUUUUAUGUUAUGGCAGUACAAUGAAUUGGAAAUUAGAUUUCUGGCAUGGAUAACAAUUUUUUUAUUGAGCAUGUGAGAAAAUUGAGUUUAGCAUCUAGGUUAGUGCAGGCAUUUUGCUUUACUGACGGCCAUUAAAAGAUAAUAAGUAAAUUAUGUCUUUGGCCUUAUGCAAAGCAUAGAGUUUUGGUUAGUAUCCUCGAUACUGAUCUGUUGGACAUCAUUCCCUUUCCCAAAAUCAUCCACUUCUACCUAAAUCAUUGACUUGUCAAUCCUGCAGAAAGAGGACACCCCCUUGCCUCUGUCAACCUCAGGAAUCCAGCUCAUCAUCCAAAAUCUGGACAAUUCAGGUCCAAAAAAGGGGGUGAAAAGGGGGUUGAGCGGUGAACAAGAGAUAUCAAAGUUCUCUCUGCACCCAUUGCAUUUCUUUUAGUUGUUUGAAUGUUAUGGAAUGCAUUGAACUGUUCUGGCUUUUUCAGUAAACUGUCACCAGCCAAGAUCAAAGGUUACUGUCAGUCAUGGGAUUAUGCCAAAUCUCUACACAAGAAUUUUGUUAGAAACUACGAUGGCCAUUUGACUGUUUCUGCAGGAUAAUUUUGCUAUCAAUUUUAGAUGCAUUGAUUUAGACAUUUUGGGGUUCCACAAAACCAUUUAGCUGCAUGCACUCCGGUUGUGAAGCAGACUACCUUAUUGGGUAAAUCAGAUUUUCCAGGAAUUCCAACCCUACCAUUCCCUUAGAAGCAUUCUCAUAGUCCAAAGUGAGCUAAUAGGCAUUCUUGUUUGUGCCUUAAAAUGAUCACAGGUCAUGAAUGAACAGAUUGUCCAAGUGUUGCUUCAGACCACAGUUUGGCUGCUUUUGUUGUGAAGACCAGAUUAAAAUGCUAUGACCAUACAUUUUGACAAAUUCAAAUUUUACGUUGUUGGUGUCUGACCACACCUCUUAUGCCAGAUUCAAUAGGCCUCUAGGUGAAGCAGAAAAACAUAUUUGCAUUGUUUGUUUUAAAUCACUUAAUCACUCUCCCAUUUAAUACUGUACAACUUUCUCUGUUGUCAACCCCGAAAAUCCGUUAGUAGCAAAACAAAAAAAAGAAGGGCUGUAUGAUCGAACCUUACAUCCAGGGCACCGUGGCCAAUCAUGACUGUUAGAUCAUUAAAUUUCAUAGCCGCGGUUCAUGCUAUGUACUACAGUGCUCCAACAACUUUACAGAGGAAACGCUGGUCAACAUAUUGAAGUUGAGCUGGUGGCAGAAUCUUAAGGGAAUGCUUCUUCUCGAGAAUCCUAGAUCACCUAACUACAAAAACUUUAAUGAGUUGGACAUUCAGGAGUAUGAAAACCUUAGGAACUGGCACAGUGCCUACAGCCAAGAAGAUUUUAGGAUUAAAAACACUAAGAAAGGAACUGUAAUUUUGUCCUUAGCAUGGACUGCAGGAAAGCUGCUAGAAUGGUCUUUUCAAGUAAACAUCCACCUGGAACUCUCAUGGGUAAUCAUUGUUACUUUGAAUGCUGAACGCAAGACGUCGCAUGCAAGUCACAGCUCUCCAAUCUACCAUAAGACAAGUUAUUGCCUCAUAUUCUCUCUUCUACAAUAAUCUAUAUUGUGUGGAACACAAAAACAAAAUCUCUUUUUAUUAAAAUGAAACAUGUCCGUUUUUUGGGUGGGAGGGGGGCCUACAGCUUACCAUUACAAGGAUAGCUAUAUAAAAAGAUAAAAAAAGUGUUUGUAACUACACUACAAAAAGAUCUUUACUGAGCAAAAUGGCUGGCGCUGCUAAAAAAUGUUAGAAUAAAAAUAUUGGGAAGGGGGGAACUUUUUUUGAAAAAAAUUUGUGUCAAAAAUAAAAUAAGAAAAACCUCCAUUCCUGGUGUGUUUUGAGGAGUAAUGUGUCGCCUGAAUUUUUCAGGCCUUUUUACUUUAUAUAAAUAUAUAAAUAUUUUUUUUUUCUUGUGGUUUAUGCCUGCGCCUGGCCCUUAAUGAACUCCUCUUAUUUGUGUACAUGUCUAAUGUCUGUUACUUACUGUAUGAACAGGACGACCCCUGUUUUUGUUCAGAUUGUCAGUGCAUUCAGGGGGGCGAUCCGGUCAACCAACCUACAGAAGCAGAGAAAAAAAAGCGUGUGUGUAUAUAAACUGUUAUGGCACACACAUGUGUAUAGAUGUAUGAUAUGUGUGUGCGCGUGUUUUACGUAUGGAAUAUUUGCCAUAUUGAAAAUUGUUUUGUUUUUUUCUUUCUGUUGUACACUACAAAAAGCAGUGAACGUUAAGAAAAUAUUCCCUCCCAGGUAAAGCUUGGCAGAGUAUCAUGUAUUUUUCAGUUAGGAGACGUUUACGGACAAGCAGUUAGGAAUAACAUACUUUUUUAAGAAAUAUAAACAGCCCAACUGCUCUUCUGGUCUUUUGCAUACAAUGUAUAUCUCCAGCAUUGACCUUGAAGACAGCAGAAGAUCGUUUUGCUCAUAUCAGACAAUGCUCAAGUCCUCCAUUGAGACUAAUGGCCUGUGGGUGCUGUUAAAAGUUUUUCCAAAGACUAAUCGAGAAGCCUUUUCCUUGCAAGAAGACAGCUCUUCAUAUACACUAUGGAAAAAAAAGCCAUGCCGUAGUCCACCGGCUCCUUGGAGGACUGAGCAGCUGGCUGCUCUUUAGAUGUGGUCAUUUGAUGAUCUGAAGUAUGUGUAGGGGGAUUAUACAUUGGAUCAGGUGGGUGAGGGUGAAAGUAGAGUUUACUAGUAUCAGCUGGUCCCCCAUGGCAAUGUUUGGGGUCAGAUUAUAGUGAUGAUUGUAUGUUGGUUUACAUAGACAUUCCUGACCAAAUAUUCUUUUAGAGGUAGCCAUCGCCUGGGUUAGGUUACAUUGCAAGACCAGUGUUUCCCUGGAAGUAGGCCAGAGCUGGGUAUAACUGGCCUCUCUUCUUCCAUAGACAAUAACAUACGAGCUUGGGUGAUUCAAACCAGCAGGUUCACAUUUCGAUUGUUAAAAGAUAAGAUCAUUUGAAAGAUAAGUGAAGUCCACGUGUCUAUCUGAUUUUGGUGCUCAUUUAUUUUCUUUCGACGCAGAGAUAUUAAUACCUUGGUGCAUCCAGCAAUGGUGAGACAUCAGCUAAUACUCACUCCCAAUCCUAACAUGCAAAUUGGUCACCUUCGUGUAGUGAUGCAUGCACAAAUCAAAUGGAAUUCUGGGCAAAAUAAAAAAAAUUGCAUAUAUACUACAUUGUGUGAGUAGCAUUAACACAGUAGUUUUUGGUUUUCCUGCAUCCCCCUCUAACAUAGUUGUAUUACCUGUUGUUUCUACAAGUAGAUCAGUUAUUUUUCCACUCCCUUUAACAGGGUGACAUAGAUGUUUGUUCUGCAGUGAAAUCGCACAGCAGCGUGGUAACCCAUUGGACAGGGCGUUCUUAGAUGGACAUGUCGUUUUAAAUGGACUUAAGGCAAAUUAAAUGUACUUUUAAACAAAUUAAAGUCUAACUCCAACUAAAACUUUUUGCACAGUUAUAGCAACAUUUUUGCUUUUGCUUUUGAAAGCUGUUAUAAGCACCUCUGGCAGUGUAACAUGGUUUGUCCCAACUCCUGUAAUUGGCACUUUUGCUGGACAGAUUAGCCUGUUACAGCAAUUAGAAAAAUUUAAAGUGGUUGUUAAUGAUCACCUAGUAAAAACACCCAUUAUGUUUAAAAUAGAAAUGAAAGGUAAAGGUAAGGUGUAUAGAUAUUAAAAAAAAAAA